AUCAAGCAGCCAGGAGUCGGGUCUGAUGGUUGAUCAGUCAGACGGACCAAUCACAGCGCUCCGCCACUGACGGACUUCCAUGAGGCCAGGCGCAGUUAGUUAGACACACAAACCAGAUCAACCAGCGUCAGUCAGUCCGUCUCCUCAAAUUGCUUAAGUUAAUUUUACACUUUUGCCUCUUUUUCCUGGGAAAUCUAUUUUGAUUUGCGAUGCGGGGUUAAACUAAAUUGAAACAUGUUUGAGAAAAUCUGAGAAUAUAAUUUUUUUUAUUUAUUUUCUUGCCUACCUCUGGAUUAUCAAUACGCCCGAUGAAGGAGGAAAUAAUCUAAGAUCGGAAGUGCUUUACAAAAAAAAAAAAAAAAAAACUUGAAACAGGUGGCACAUCUAGCAGCAGCGGUUCAGUCUGUCCUCAUCAUUUUCUGCCAAGAUAACAGGCUGCCAUCAGAGAAGCGCUGAGAUGUACAGUGCGCAGGCUCUCCACAGCAUCAAACCCCAGAGCAGCGCACAGGUCUGAUUGCCAGCUUCUUAACCCAAAGAGUGUUCUGGAAAUCAAAGCCUCAAAAGAAGAAAACAAGAGAAUCCCCUACCUGCCUUCUCAAAGAACUGUAUUGGGACAAUAGCUACUGGACUAACAUCUGCUUUGGUCUCUUUUUAUUCCUCGAAUAAACCCUCCUAAAAAGGCUAGAGGACCAUGUAAGUGAAAGAAGUGGAGCCCUCAGUGAUUUCAGCAUUCUGUCUCCUCCAUCUGUGCCUACAUUCUCUGCUACAGAUAGGGACGUUUUGAUAAUUACAUAUAAUUAUAAUUUCUGUGGGAGACAGAUCUGCCUCUGUCUAUUAUGGCCAACACCUUCAGUACAAUAACUUCACACAUUUACAUAUCUGCCAACAAAAGUGAUAUUCUUUAAACCCCCCGGGGAUAAAUCAGGAAUAAUUCUGCUCCGAUUGACAUGUCACAUGCAAAAGCAAUUUGCCAUUCAUCUGAUAUCUAAUAAGGGAUACAUCUGAGUGACAAGGGGGAUUUUUUUCCCCUUUUCCUGCCACAGAAAUCUGGCUGAAAAUCAUGGCAUUUAGGUCUUUUUGCUGCGUGUUUUACAGGCCAGGAAUCAUUCUUCUGCUUCAUGGUUGUUCAUAAUUUUAUUUCCACCUUCUAGCACAUAAGCAGAGCCUUCCUCAUUAUCACCCACAGUUUGGUCACAGUAACAGCCUGUGCCAGGCGAUUGCUGACCAAACCAAUCCCAAUGGAAUUCUCCAGAAUAAAUUAUAAUAGACAACAUUGAUCCAAACUGCAGGCACCCAGAUUAGGGGACUGUUUGAAAAGCAAAAACAUCCCUACAUUUUUAUAGCAUUGUCCUAACAGUUGUUUUCCUUGUCUACAAAAUAAUUGUUGAAUAAAUAACACGGCAGUUUGCGCUACUUGCUAGAAGAUGAAGAAUACAGACAUAUCACUUCCUGUCAACUGUUUAUCCAGUGCCAGAGUCAGCCGACGAAUGUCCUGGGAUGUCAUGUUUUUCUAAUUAAAUUUGUUAUUAAUUUUCAAAGGACCUUUGUGGCCAGAAACUGGAAUUGAAUCCAACAGGGUAUUUUAAAAAGAAAUGAGAAUAAACCUAUAAAGCUUUGGGGCGUCUUUUAUUAAACCUGGUAAAAGCAGUUUUAUCAUAAUUAUCAUUAAAUCUUUCAACCCAAACAGUCUCACACAUAAAUUGACAGAAACUCAUGAUGUAUCUCUGAUGUCCUUGGCUAUACAUUUAAUUCUUUACAUGGCCUUUUAGUGAGUUAAACUGGAAAAGGGAAUAAAGCUGUGUAACUGCAUUGAGUCAACAACAGAAAAUAGGUGUCUUAGUCAUGUAAAAAUGACGCCCACCACCUAUCUCCGAAUCCUCGCCGUCUCCCUGCUUUCCCUGUUCGCUGCCCCACUUACCAGCGCAGUGGAGACGUCUUCGUACCCCCCUCCUCAGCAUGUAGACCGCUCAGGGAGACCAUUCACUGAGCAGCCAGACACAGACUCCAGCUCCUCCCUCUUGCUACUUGCCAUCCAGGCCAAUGCCAGGCCGGCUGCUCUCCGAAGCAGACCCAAAGCACCUGAGGAACCUCAAGACACCUCAGAGGUAGUUCUGGAGCCCCUUCCAAAACCACUGGCCCAAGUGAUGUUUCCUAAGAAUGCAACCUCCUCAGAGGGCCUAGGAGAUCAUUUUCAAGCAGCUCACAUCCCUCCUCGUAUUAUGGAUGGAUGGACAGAUGUAUGUUGGGGUUACUAUGAUGUGAUGGGACACUUUGACAAUGCUUUCAACUGCUCUAAAGACUCCUUCAUCUACUGCUGUGGAACAUGCCACUACCGCUUCUGCUGUCCAGAUCGAACUCGCAGGCUGGAGCAGGACAUCUGUAAAAACUACAUCUCUCCAGACUGGGCCAAGCCACAGACAGAUCCCAUGAUAUUACCGGAGGAGCUGAGUCCAGACCCAGACUAUGACCCUCUGAAGCAGCAGAGCCACAACACGGGAUUCGUCAUUGGUGGCGUUAUUGUGUUUAUGGUAGCUGUCGCCGUGGGCAUCAAGGUGGUUUUCAAUAAGGUACAACAGGAGGCCAACCAAAGGGACCUGAAUAUGCCCAGAGCUCUGGUUGACAUGCUGCGGCACCAGUCGAGCCCAGUCCAGCAAGAUGAAAGAAAUAACAGCGUGGCUCUGACUGUACCCGACGGACAGGGGACACUGGGAAGACCCCCGAAAAACCUCUACGGCCCGGGAGUGCCCAGCAAGGACAACAGAUUGGGCAAUCUGCAGCACAAUUUCAUCCACUCAUCAGGCUCCAGCCCCAAACACACAGCAACUAUCGAACGCACCCCUCGGAUGAACAAUGCUCAGCUGGCAGCUGGAGGCACCCUGCUUUCCAGUAAACACAACAACACCAAAUCCCAGCCUUCCUUCCACCACUCCCUACACAACCUGGCUCAACUGCCACCUUCCUACGAGAGUGCCACAAAGCCCGAGCUCAACAGAUACUCCUCUCUCAAACGCCUAGAGAAAGGACUUGAUGAGUACUCAUCUGGUUACUGCACGACCAAACGCAGACCCCAUACAGCUCAGCCAGCCCUCCAGUCCUCUCAACACCACCUUCACUGGGGUGGAGACUACACUCUGAGCGGUAGAGGAACCCUUCCUAGGCACGCAGUUCGUCCCUGGAUCCCACCACCCCCCUCUGGCAUGCCUGCCUCUCCCACUCCCAAUCCUUACCCUCUGGAUCCUCCUGAGCCCCAGUACAAUCCCAACUACGACACUUUGUCCAAGCCUCCAAGGAAAGUAAAGUCUACCGACCAGCUGCUGAACAUGGGCGAUGUACCAGGCAACACUGGGACCCUGUCUCGACUGGCUAAGAACCAGCAACACCAGUACCACAAAGCCAUGGCUGCCUCCAACAAGAAUUCCAACAUGCAAACCCUGACCAGGAAGACACAGGACAGACAGGAAAGACAAGAGAGACAGGAGCGACAGGAUAGGAUGCUCAUGUCCCCUGACCACUUGGAGGACAGAAUGGGAGUCGGCGGGAUGGGAGUCGUCGAUCCCUACGCUCAUACAGGAACUGGCAUUGUCCCCACACUGCCGCGCCAGCAGAAGGCCCAGUCCCAGCAGAACGUGUGCGCUACGCCUUCCCUUGACCGGCACCACAUGAUCAAGAUGAACUCCCACCCCACGUCUGGGAGGGAGCAGGAGAGGAGCACGGGCAUGACGAGUCACGUGAGCAGCGGCGUGGGCUGGUCAGGAGAGAUGCCCGGAGCCGGAGCUGGGGUAGUCAUGGGAACAGGAACGCUGGGGGGCCACAGCGCCAGGAGGAUGGCUUUUGCAGCAAAAAGGCAGAACACCAUUGAGCAGCUACACUUCAUACCAGGAGGGGGUGGUGGGGGGUCUGCAGGAAGCUCAGGAGGCAGCCAGGGAAUCAGGACGGGGAGUAAGAAUGAAGUGACAGUGUAAGGUCUGUACCUAGAGUAAGGAAAAAAGCCCUUAGACAAAAGGGAAUAGAUCACCCUUCUGCAUUUAACUAUUAGAUACAAGUACAACAAAUAAAACUAGAAGUAUACAGUAGUAACAGUAACAUGUGUUUAGGCUAUUCAAAUUAGUUUUAUCUUGUAAUCAAAUUAGAUUAAAUAUGACUACUUAUAAAGCUAAAAGUGUAGGUGGAGACACCUUUGUGAUAGCCUACAUCAGCCAUAUUUUGUAACCGAUUUUUGCCAUAUCGACAUAUACAGCUGUGCCAUUACACGUAGAAGGACUGACUGGACUGGUGAAACAGAACCAAUAGAGGAGUUGUUCAUGAUUUAAUUUUUAUAUAUAUAUAUAUAUAUAUAUAUAUAUAUAUAUAUAUAGAAAUAUAUAUAUAUAUAUCUAUGUAUGUUUUUAAAGAAGUACUCAGGAGCCAUAUUAGAUAAAGAGAAUGAGACAAAUUAUGGUUUAUCGAAGCAGAGGACUUCUGAAGACAGAUCCAACUACCUUGACUGAUGUCGACAACUUAUACUGAGGAACCAGAUCAGUCUCAAAGACCAUUGUGCCUGCAUGGUAAAAGAUUUUGGAUGUUUUACAUUCUGCUGAACAAGACCUCAUCCAGACCCAGGGAGACUGGACUGUGCUUCUUGCUUCCUGAUUAUUGAUGGAGAGGCUGUUUUCCAGCAUUAUGUUUAAACUGAGGAAGGACCCUAAAUUACCAAUCCAACACCCGGGUUGCCUAAUUUUUCCACGUGACCUUAGAUUUCAAAUCAUACAGGGAAGCUGAUCUACAAGGUCAUAUAAACUCAUUUUCAGGGUCUGAGGGUUCCCCUGGUGUUUCCAAUUACAGACCAGGCCCUACCAAAAAAUAUCCAGAGCCAUCUGUUUUAAAAUUACCCCAAAAAUAAGAGAUAACACUACAGCAUGUGUUCAAUUUACCUUCAGAGAGGCAGAUCGCUGUGUGAUACAUUUGCAUACAAAAAGCACAGAGGUUGCACUUACAACUGUCCUUCAAAGCCAUCUUUUUGGAAACGUUCACCCUGGAAGCGGGAUUGACAAUCACUAUUUAGAUAUUACCAUGAAUGAUACCCGCCAGUGAUGUUUUGGACAGUCAAAGGAUUGGUUUUGGAGCAAGGCGGUGAGAAAACAACCUUGGGUGGUUAGGAAGCCCUUCACAUCUUCAAGACAAAGAACUUGUUGUAUCAUAAUGUACUUCAGCCAGUAUAAGUUAGAAAAAAACAAACAAAAAACAUCAUAAAAAGGUAGAAAAAAAAUCAUCAAUAACAACGCUUAUCAAUACUAAGGGCUAUCCUAUCCUAUAUACUGUAGUAUGUGAUAUCUGUGGUCCAUAUAAAAAUGCUCUCUCUUUCUAUCGAUUUUGUGUUGAUAUUGUCAUGACGUAUCAAGUAUUCAUGUGUAGGAAAGAAACAACAACAAAGAAAAAAAAAAACACAAAACAAGAGCAAUUUAAGCACAGUUCCAAGAAAAACACAGAGACAAAACUUUGCACAAACCAGUCCCCUGAUAUUUGCACCAGACACGAGCACACUCUGUGUCGUGUCCUCAAGGUUUACAUUCAGCACGAGCUCGGCCGUGAGCGCGACUGAUCUACGGGAGAGGAUAAUGCACCGAGAGAGGAUUUAUUUUUUGCUCCUUAUUUUUUAUUUAAUUUUACUUUUUUUCUAUCAAGAGAAAUCAGAGGUAUUAAUGUGGGUGAAGGAAGGAACGUUUCGGGUAGAGGAUGCAAAAUGCUGAAAACAGAAACACACGACUCCAUUGGGACAAUCUUCCUAUACACAGUGCUUGAUGUAGUUGUUAUAAAUUUGAUGGAGUGUUAUUAUUAAUAAUUAUUAUAACUGUUAUGGUUAUUAUUAACAAUUAUCUUAUGAUAUGUGAUGUUCUUUUACUUGGUGAGACUUUUAAGUGUUUAUUGUUUUUUAAUGACUUUACUUUUUCAUGACUAGUUGAUUUAGUUACUUAUUUUUUUCCUCGUCAUUAAGAUUUAGAGAUGACUCUAAACUUUGUUGCAUGCCAGCUCCAUUUAACUGAGAGGCAUUGACAGAGCAUGCCUGGCAUUUCUCAAGGGUCGUCAAUGCUUCGAAUGGCCAACCCUCCAGCUGUAUGUACCGUGCCUAGACAUCAGCCUUAUGACUUCUUUGUCUCAAGUGAUUACUAAGGGUUUCCAUUUGGGUACAAAAACAUAUAUUCAGAAGUUCUGGAGCCUUUCUAGCUAGAUGAAAGAGUUUGGAAGCAGUUUUCUUCUGCAGCAGCCUGACUGGCUAACUUAAUGCGGGCUGUACGCACAAAACCCUACGAUGCCAUAAUAUAUGUAUGGUCAGAUGAAUGUUUAUUACAGAGGUUGAAAGCUAGAGGUCCAAACAGAAACCCGAAAGCUUUGAGGUUCAGUUUCUUUUUUUUCAGGGAAAUAGGACAGACGAUGUACAAUUUGUAUUUGAUCUUUAGAAAAAAAAUGGAGCCACAAAAAGGUCUGUAGCAAAGUCUGUAAUAACUCACAAGCCAUAUCCAUUAAGAACUCAUCAUCACGAUUUUAUAAAUGGUUAAUCUAAUUUGUGCAAGUAUUGUAUUUUGUAUAGCUAGUACAAUCAGAAUUUUUGAGUGAUCGCUUUAACAUUAAUUUGAGGAUACAAAAAAAAAACCCCUCCGUGUUAGUAUAUAAUGAACUGUACAGUGCCAAACUCAUAACAUUUUGUUGUCUUUUUAUUCUCAUAGCAUCCUUGUUCGUUAAAGGGGUUAUUUCUUUUCAUCACAAAGAAGAGCAAAAUGUGCAGGCAGGUAUACUGACAAGCUUGUUUUGUUUGAGGGGAAAUGAAUGAAUAUGGUGUACAUUUUUACCAUGAUAAAUUCAUUUAGAGGGGAAGAUGCAUAAAGGCUACUGUAGAUGGACAUGGAGAGUGUCUAGUAGAGAAGAUUAAUGGAUUUAUUUUCAUGCUGAUAGAUUUAAAUACAAAACCCUUUUUCUUAUUGUUGAAUGCAUUGAUUCCCUUGGAUACGACAGUGACAAAGAAUUUGUAAAAUAAAGUUGGUGGGAAAAAGG
This is a messenger RNA of Cyprinodon tularosa, 7026 nucleotides long. It is a transcript of the gene shisa7a, whose product is annotated as protein shisa-7. The transcript has 6 exons. Gene Ontology annotation, cellular component: AMPA glutamate receptor complex; postsynaptic density; postsynaptic membrane. The record is from RefSeq and is a predicted model, not a curated record. The coding region runs from base 1851 to 3962 and encodes 703 amino acids. Gene Ontology annotation, biological process: regulation of short-term neuronal synaptic plasticity; regulation of AMPA receptor activity. Lineage: Eukaryota; Metazoa; Chordata; Actinopteri; Cyprinodontiformes; Cyprinodontidae.